UAGCCAUGCCCACAUAUUUUUAUCGGAUUAGUGAAUCAAUUUUCUACAAGAUUAACUUCUCUUAAGUACUCCCAUUUUGUGUAUUCGGACUAAAACAAGGUUUAAACAAUUAUUAACUGCGGGCUACAGUUCGUAUAGCCUUUAACAGACAGCUCUGUUAGUUUAAAAUGUGUACGACAGAGGACGCAAGAAGAAUCGACUGUUUUCGUUUGUUAUCGCGUUUGAAUUUUGGUCCGGUUACCAAGGAAAACUAUGUUUGAUCAAUAAAAGAACGAAAGGAAAAAUGUCCUGCAUUUGUCUGGGUCCCAAGCGUUCGGGUAAGACCCACUUGCUGAAGGCUCUCCAGGAGCCGGACUCAAUCGACGAGACGAGCUACUCCAUGCCCACCAUAGGAACGGGAAUCUACCGCAUCCACUUUCCCACCAAGUCGCCGAACAGCGACAAACCCAAGCCCCCGCCAGCGGAUGGAGCCACCCAGGCGCACCACCACGGCGGGAAGAAGCAUCUGCCCAAGUCCAUCCAGAUCCUGGAGAUCGGCGGCAGCAUGGCUCCACUGUGGCGGCAGUACUUUGAGGAUGUGAAGAAGCUCAUCUAUGUGGUGGACACUUCCAAUCUCUGCCAGAUUUCGGCCGCUGGCGUGCUCUUCUACUCCAUCCUCACGGAGCCCCGACUGCAGAAGGUCAAGAUCCUGCUGGUGCUGGCAAAGAUGGACUAUUCUUAUCGGCAGAUGCGCAAUGAAGCUCUUCUCAUGCUGCAGAUGUCCAAGCUGCAGAAGCAGAUCCGCCAACAGGUGACCAUUGUGGAGGCCAGUGCGGUGACCAAAGUGGGUCUUGAUCCCAUCUACGAGUGGCUUCAGUGGCCAUAGAAGACGACUGUUGAAUAAAAUGUGGAUAUUUUUUAAAAGCA
Messenger RNA from Drosophila pseudoobscura, 906 nucleotides. RefSeq names its product ADP-ribosylation factor-like protein 16. Gene Ontology annotation, molecular function: GTPase activity; GTP binding. Bases 284 to 865 code for a protein of 193 amino acids. The record is from RefSeq and is a predicted model, not a curated record. The transcript has a single exon. Lineage: Eukaryota; Metazoa; Arthropoda; Insecta; Diptera; Drosophilidae.